AUGAGUGGGGCCUUUCAAGAUGUAUGGAAAAUUGCAUUCUUGAGACACCCAGAGUUACCCAAAUGUCCACCUCGCCUUGACUAUUCGACAUGGGCUUUUUUACUGUUUGGUCGUGCUAUAUGCAUGGCGUGCGGUGAAUAUGGGGCUAUGACGGAUUUCGCGUUCUGUCAAAGGUACUGCCAACACUGUAUGACACGAAACUAUCGUUACUUUAGAGACCUAAGAGACAGUAAUGGGGAGCACCUUUCACUCGACCACCCAGUGGUUUCGAUGGUUCCGCAUUCCUUCAGAAUCAAUGCCCAUACUUAUACAUUUGCACCGCCAGUUAUCUGGAGAGCAAGGGUUUUGAAGAUAAUGUUUGACGAUACAAUGAAAAAGGUUACAUUACUACGGAUCCUCAUUGAUCAUGGAUUUCCCGAGCUCACCGAAAUACUCAACGCGUACACGGCGUCCAGAAUAUCUUAUGUUUCCCAACAUCAUGCGGCUGCGGAAAAUGCCAAUGGCUGGGCCAUCGAAACCUAUAAAUCAUGGAUGCGUGAGCGACAAAGUGACUUUAAAUCUGCUAUCUAUCGGUGCGACAAUCAAAUGAAGAGUCUGGGCUAUGACCCGAGAGAUAUAAAAAACGCGUGGCCCUUCAUAUCAGGGGUCAUCAAAGAGAAUGCUGUACGGAAGCUUACUUCUAAAGGCAAAAAACUUGAACCUACGGUUAAAGGUUACGUCAGGAAAUCGAUGCUAAGUCGACUUAAGUCUGAACGCGUAGAGUAUCUCUCCGGCCUUUAUACAGCGUAUCAGAAAACACAGCUCCCGGAGAAAUGGCCUUUUUUCCCUCCAUCCUAUCUCAUCUCAACGUCCGAAAUCUUUUACCCCUUUCUUCAUUCUGAAGUCCCUUACAUUGGCGUUGUCGAACUUGAGGAUGUAGCGCUUCUUUUUGAGCGCUUGGCUCGUCAUUGGGAAAAGAUACAUCAGCUGCAAUUAACUGGAUUUCUACGGUCUGAUGGUGCUAUGCAUCAAUUGAACGAUAUUAAGCAAUUUGACUCUGCGACACUCAUCGUGUCCUGUCUUGAAUGCGAGAAGCGAAACUGCAAAGGAAGAGUACUCGUUGGAUGGGAUACAAUCUUGGGCCACUUCUCCGGAUCCUCGUUGAGCACAUACCGUAGCUCUUGCUCUACAUACAGAUACAACGCUCCUAUUUCAACCUUUGCGUGCGCUCUACUGCAGUCAGUUGGCCUGGAUCCUUGCAUGACAACUGUCCAGGAUAUGGAUUGUCGGAAAGACAGAUUUUUAUGUGGUAAUUGUACACCUACAGCAACUUCUCGUGGAAUACUGAGCCUGAAAGUUUUUACAUGGCACGAGUUUAUGUCUCAUCAAACAGAUAUGGUUCAUUUAGGAGAGCUUUCUCAUUGCCGGAAUGCUUCGUGGCGUAUAUUGACACCUGAAGCCAUAAAAUUUGUACUUGCUCAGGAACGCGCGCACCCGCUACCAGUCUGGAAAGCAUGGUGCUGUAACCAUUGUUCCAUGCACUAUGAGGGAGGUGUGACGCAACAAGUCGCAAUCGGGCAUGUGAAAGAAACAUUCUAUCGAAAAGCCAAAAGUGGGCAGGGAUAUUAUUGUGGAUAA
Molecule: messenger RNA, 1617 nt
Organism: Psilocybe cubensis
Lineage: Eukaryota; Fungi; Basidiomycota; Agaricomycetes; Agaricales; Agrocybaceae
Exons: 9
Coding region: 1-1617 (538 amino acids)
Source: RefSeq, a predicted model, not a curated record